Aspergillus puulaauensis is the source of this 1050-nucleotide messenger RNA. Its product is annotated as slipin family protein. Lineage: Eukaryota; Fungi; Ascomycota; Eurotiomycetes; Eurotiales; Aspergillaceae. The transcript is spliced from 4 exons. The record is from RefSeq and is a predicted model, not a curated record. Gene Ontology annotation, cellular component: plasma membrane. The coding region runs from base 1 to 1050 and encodes 349 amino acids.
AUGUCCGCCGAACAAAGCACUGGCGCUCCCUCUGGCGUCAAUGGCAAAGCUCCUGCUCACCCGCAUCGCAGCAGCCCCGACCAUCCCCUUGUCGAUGUUCAGCCCCCGCGCUUGUCUGAUUUGCAGCCAAAAUACGCUUCGGUGAUCCAGCACGACGACAGCAGCCCUGAAGCGCACGGGUGGUACGCGUCGUUUAAGCACACCAUCGGAGAAUGUGUCGGAGGCUUGGGAAUUGUCCCCUGCUGCCCUUGCCCGAACCCCUACAGACCCGUCCAGCAAGGUGAAGUCGGUUUGGUGACGCGAUUCGGCCGAUUUGAACGCGCCGUGGACCCUGGUCUUGUCAAGGUUAACCCUCUGAGUGAACGACUCGUCACAAUCGACGUGAAGAUCCAGAUUGUCGAAGUGCCUCGCCAGAUCUGUAUGACCAAGGACAACGUGUCUCUGAAUUUGACCUCCGUCAUCUACUACCAAGUCGUCUCCCCCCACAAGUCCGCAUUCGGUAUUUCCAACAUUCGCCAGGCGCUCGUGGAGCGUACCCAGACUACGCUGCGCCAUGUCAUCGGUGCGCGCGUCCUCCAGGAUGUGAUUGAACGUCGUGAGGAGAUCGCCCAGUCGACAUCUGAAAUCAUCGAGGAAGUGGCUGUAGGCUGGGGUGUCAAUGUCGAGUCCAUGCUUAUCAAGGACAUCAUUUUCAGCGAUGACCUCCAGGACUCCCUGUCCAUGGCCGCCCAGUCCAAGCGUAUUGGUGAGAGUAAGGUUAUUGCUGCUCGUGCCGAAGUCGAAGCUGCCAAGCUUAUGCGCCAGGCUGCCGAUAUUCUUUCUUCUGCUCCUGCCAUGCAGAUCCGAUACCUCGAGGCGAUGCAAGCCAUGGCCAAGACGGCGAACAGCAAGGUCAUCUUCCUCCCCGCGACAAACCAAACUGUGCAACAGCAACUGGCGACUGCCGACAACGCCGGCGAAGGGCCAAGCCGUCAUGCCCCACAACAAAAUGAUGGGUUCCAAGAUGGAUUCCAGCACGCGAUCAAUGCCCGCGUGGUGGAGGACAUCUAA